AUGAAGCUAUCCGGCAUGUUCCGAAUCGGCUUUGUCGCAGCUAUCGUCACUGCGCUCAUCCUGCUUCCAAGCUGCAUCACUGCCGUUGGCGACGAGGCGAGUACCUCGACUAGACCCCAAUAUCGUCUCAAAGAAUACCAGAAAAACCUCAAUGUCGAAACCAUCAAUAGUUUGAACGAUCUCAGCCGGUUCCCCCAAGGGACACACGAUAUUUAUGAAAAAGUCCCCUUUUAUCACGGAAAACUUUUCUUGGACCACAGUAGCCAUGACGAACAAUCUCAAGUAAGAGCUCCCUUGUACUCCAUUGACACUCCCAUUGGAACGGUCCAACAGGCCAUCAAAGACUUUAAAUUUGUUGGAAUUGUCGAUGUCUCCAAUAACAAUGCGAGACUGUUCCAAUUGGUCGUGGACAAAUCCGGAAAUCGCAUCGAACAAAUAGAGUUUCCAGAUAGACAGAAGGUGGUUCGGCUCUUCGAACUUGAUCCUAUUCUGCAUCAUGUUCGGAAUUUGUUCCGAUCUCAACUUUCCAUGCAGCCUCCUCCGGAAAACAUCGAACACCUACCACAUUUCAAUGGAAAGCCCAUCCUCAGCCAAGACUCUGAAAAUAUCGGCCAAUUGUUCACUGCCACCCGCAUCCCCCCGCAUGAAGUUUACUACUUCGAAAACGAAAAGCUACCCAUAGUCUUCAAACCCAACACAGACGAGAUGUUUGAAGAAGUUAAGGAGCAAGAACUUUACAUGGCUCGUGGCCACUAUCUGGCCGCCAAGCAGAAAUACGGCCAAGAAAUCGCAUCUAUAAUCUGGGGCAAGCCUAUCCAACUCAAUGAUAAUUCCAACGACAGACUGAAGUCGCGUAUUCCACUGCGAGACUAUCCGCGGUUUAAAUCUGACGCUCCGAUAAAUGAAAUGGUGGCGGCACUGCAGCAACACGGACGCUUCCGCGUAUACAAAAUGACAGAUCAUGGACGCAGAGUUGCAUACAAAGUAUUGGUGGAUAAUCCUGGCAUGACAAGCCAACCUAUGCAGGUCUCUAUUAAACCACUCACCAAGUUCGAACGUGGUCAGGAGAGAAUCAUGGCUUUAUCUCGCCUGAUCAGAUUGCCUGGAUGA
Molecule: messenger RNA, 1110 nt
Organism: Ustilago hordei
Lineage: Eukaryota; Fungi; Basidiomycota; Ustilaginomycetes; Ustilaginales; Ustilaginaceae
Exons: 1
Coding region: 1-1110 (369 amino acids)
Source: RefSeq, a predicted model, not a curated record